AUGGAAUCCACUGAAAAAGACGUCAAAGCUAGAAUUGCACUUGCAUGGGUCGCAUUUAGGAAGCUCCAGUCAAUACUGAGAUCACCAAAACCAACAGUGAAAUUCAAGAUCCGACUUUUCAAUGCCGCAUUUGGUACAUUAUGGUAUCGUGCUCCUGAACUUUUAUUAAACUGUUCUCGUUAUAAUCCAUCCAUAGACAUAUGGUCAUGUGGCUGUGUAUUUGGUGAAAUGAUCCAUGGGGAACCACUAUUUAACGGUAAUGAUUUUUUGCAAGUAUUCAAAAAAAUAUUUUGUUUAGUUGGUUUACCAACAAAAGAACGCAUGAAAUGGAUACCAAAAGAUCAAUAUGAUCUUAUAAGCCAAUUCUAUAAAACACCACUAACCAUGCGAACAUUCGAUACAUUAUUCGCAUCACAUUUUCCGAUUGAUCAAGAGGCAAUACAAUUAUUAACCAAUUUAUUGCAAGUUAAUCCCGUUGAACGUUACACAAUAGAACAAGCUAUGGGACAUUCAUAUUUUAAAAAUAUCUUUAUUAAUGAGAAUGACGAUAAUGAAAAUGAAUCAGACGAAAAGUUAAAUUUUAGCAAAUUCGAUCAACUGAAUGAUUUAAAUGAUAUAAAACAGUUGAUAUAUGAUGAAAGAAAGCAUACUAUCAAUAAAAGAAUAUGGUAA
Molecule: messenger RNA, 672 nt
Organism: Didymodactylos carnosus
Lineage: Eukaryota; Metazoa; Rotifera; Eurotatoria; Philodinida; Philodinidae
Source: the annotation of a GenBank genome assembly